AUGUCUACUAUAGUAUUUAUUCUUAUUUUAACGUCAAAUUUUCAAUUAACUAUUCUUCAAUCAUGCUCAAGACGAGAUGAAUGUACAAUAGAUGAUAUUGGUCGUUCUAUUUCAAUAUUUAAUGAAACAUUAUAUUUUCAAAGUAGAAAUUGUUUUUGUGAUGAUUUAUGUUUAAUAUAUGAUGAUUGUUGUCAAAAUAUUAGAACAAUAAAUUCUUCUAUUAAUAUAUCUAACUAUGAAUGUGUCGAUUUUCUUUCAUCUACUUCUUCUGUCAACGUUGAUUAUCCAACUAUUUCAAUUUGGAUGACUGUUACUUGUUUACCAAAUUAUAUUGGUACAAAAGCUGAUAAACAAUGUCAAAGUUAUCGAACAAAAACAUUAUCUGAUGAUCCAACAUUAUUUAUACCUGUUACAAGUACUCAAACAAAUAUAACAUAUCGUAAUUAUUAUUGUGCCUAUUGUAAUAAUGAUAUUCAUUCAAGUAUUUUAUGGUCAUAUAAACCAUUAUGUAAGGCAAAUGUAAAUAUUGAUAUUGAUAAAUUUAUGGUAAAUACAACAGAAAAUUUUAAAAAUCUUAUAAAUUUAACACAAAAUUGUAUGAAAACAAUUCAUUAUCCAAUGUUGGAUGAUAGUAAAUUUAUACCACUUGUUUCCAUUCGACCGUGUAAACAAUUUAUUCAAAAUACGUGUAUAAAAAAUUCAUCACUUGCAUUUAUGUGUAAUUCAAUUAAUGCUUAUCGUUAUUUAAAUGUAACAAAAACAAAUCGUUUUAUUACAUAUCGAAAUGAAUAUUGUCUUAUGUGUGAUCAAAAUAGUACAUUGAUCAAUAAUAAUUCUAAUAUAUGUAAUGAUCCAUUUCAACGAUUAGCAAUUAUACCUACAUAUUUAAUUCGUCAUUAUCCAAUUGCCGUUCUAUUUGAUCCAGAUUUAUUACGUAAACGAACACAUUAUUCUACAAAAUAUCCAUGUAACGAUAAAAAUAAAUUAUAUGAUAUAUUUACAAAUGAUUGUUCAACAAUGUAUGAUAUUGAUCAAGAAAUUAUUAAUGCCAUGAAAUGUCAAGAACCUGUUCGAAUUUCAAAAAAUUCAGUUAUAGAAUUAAAUAAUGGAAGUAUUUUAUUAAUAAAAAAUUUAUCUAUACUUUUAGAUCGAGCUGAUUAUUUAUAUGAAACAUCUGAUAUACUGAUAUUCUGUGGUGAAAAAUAUAAAAAUAGUAUUUUUAAUCAUACGUUAGAUAAAACAAUACUAUUAUUUCCAUUUUAUCGUACUGCAUUGUCACUCAUUUGUACAAUUAUUUCUUUGACAAGUUUAGUAUUAUUUAUAAUACUUUAUUCACUUGUACCAUCAUUACACAGUAUUCCUGGUAAAUGUUUACUAUUAUUAGUUAUCUGUUUAUUUAUCGCACAAUUACUUUUUACUACAACUGCUGAUCUUAUUAAAUAUUCAAAAUUUUGUGUUUUAUUUGGAAUUAUUGUUCAUUAUUUUUAUUUGACUACAUUUGCAUGGUUAACAGCUAUCUCAUUUGAUGUAUGGAUUACUUUUUCAAAAAUGAUAGUAAAAGAUUCCGAUUUAUCAGUGAAACGUUUUUUUUAUUACAAUGUGUUUGUUUGGACAUUCAGUGGUGUAUGGGUGUUUAUUUCAGCUAUGCUUCACUUCAUUAAUUAUUCAAAUUCGUUUUCUCCUAAAUAUGGAAAAAUUUACUGUUUAAUAUCUGAACGUAAUGCUACGAUUACAUUUUUUCUCAUUCCCAUUGGAUGUUUACUUGUCACUAUUGCCUGUUUAUUUGCAAUAAGUAUUUAUAAUAUUCGAAAAGCUAAUAAAAUAUCCAAAUUUGCUCGUAAUGUUUCUAAUAAUGACAUACGUUUAACAUUGUACAUUCGUUUAGCAUCAUUAAUGGGUUCUAAUUGGUUUUUAUUAGCUCUUAGUCUAGCACUAGGAUAUGAAUGGAUGUGGAUCAUAUUUGAAUGUGUCAAUUCGAUGCCCGGUGUUUAUGUAUGUUUCGGAUUUUUAUGCAAUAAACGUUUAUUUAAAAGUUUAAGAUUAACAUUGUGCGAUUUUAAAUCGAAAGCACAAUCAUCACUAAGAGGAAAAACACUCUCAUCAUCAUCGACAACAAAAACAACGACGAAUUUAACAACAAAAUUAUCAUCAUUACCGACAACAUGA
This is a messenger RNA of Didymodactylos carnosus, 2166 nucleotides long. The record is from the annotation of a GenBank genome assembly. NCBI's taxonomy places the organism in Eukaryota, Metazoa, Rotifera, Eurotatoria, Philodinida, Philodinidae.